Molecule: messenger RNA, 3383 nt
Organism: Paramuricea clavata
Lineage: Eukaryota; Metazoa; Cnidaria; Anthozoa; Malacalcyonacea; Plexauridae
Source: the annotation of a GenBank genome assembly
GUGACGUAUUCGUGUCAAUAGACAAGAACGGCGUCUAGUUAAAAAUUUGGAGUAUUUUGGACCAGACCAGACCUUACCUACUCGACGACGUUUAAAGUCGACUAAUAAUUGAAUGUUGUUUAUAUACUUCAGUGGGGAUUAAUUGUCGGUCAGUGGGAAGUCAAUGACGUAUAUCGUUCGGGAAUAAUAAGUUACCUGAGCCUAAGGUGUUUGUUUGGCUUAGUUGGUGCACUAUUGUCAGAAGAUCGUAUCAAUUCGACCACCAGUCGCAUCUCAACAUCUAUAAGAUAUUUGAAUAUGAUAUGUUAUAUACCUAAUGGACUGUGAGGCAAGUAGUGCUCUAUUCUGAUCUAUUCACAGUAUUUGUUUUAAGUAAUUCGAACAAUAUACUCGUGUUUGGAGUUGUAAUUCAUAUUUAUACUGUCCUCCUGUUGAUUUAAUUAUAAAAAAGCACAAUUAUUACAUGGCUUCAACUUCGACGAUUGUGGAAGCUAUCUUCCUGGUGUUUGUAUUUAUCGGGGCUCUUUCUGGCAAUGUAAUGUUAUUUUACAUCGUUGCGAAAAUCCGAACUCUUCAAACGAAAGGGAAUGUAUUUAUAUUGAACCUAGCUGCUGCUGAUUUAUUGGUUGCUGUUGUGAACUUGCCUAUAACUAUUGUAACAGUGAUUGCAGAAGACUGGAUACUCGGACGGACAGUUUGUCUCAUGUCUGGCUUUACAACUUUGCUCACUUUCGUCGCCUCGUGUAUGGCGUUGUCAAUGAUCAGUAUAAAUCGUUAUCAUGCGAUAGUCCAUUGGACCUCCUACGAGAAUACCUACACAAAACGGAAGUGCGUUCUUUAUGUAUGCAUUACAUGGGGUAUAACUAUUGCGUUGUCAAUUCCGCCGUUUUUUGGCUGGGCAAAGUUCGCGUACGAUCCUGGACAAAGUUAUUGUUUUGCUGAAUGGACGGUGAGCGAAUCGUAUACGAUUUUUAUGAUUUCAGUUUGUUUGCUGGGACCUUUGUCAAUAAUGAGUUACUGUUAUGUGAAAAUAAUACGUUUUCAUCAAGAGAGCGGCAGAGAUGUGGUAAGAGCCACCGUGUCAUCGGCAGCUACAACGUUAAGUAUUACAGCUCCUCAAUUACAUAGACGUCCAAGUAAAAAACGUCUGACAAGAACGAUCGUUACAUUAAUCGCUGUCUUUGGAUUCUGUUGGUCUCCAUUUGCACUCAUUAUGAUGGUGCAGGUGUUUUCUAGCGCCCAUGUUCCACGCGAAGUCGAUUUUGGCUCGCUAGUCUUGGGUUACCUGAACAGUUUUCUCAAUGUGAUUGUUUACAACGUCACGAACAGAAAGAUCAGACAGGAAUUUAAGAACUUAUUUUUGAACGUUUUUAGAAAGAAAACUCAGCCGGAUUCUGUUGAUAGGUCGUACAGUGUAUCUACCGGAAAUUAUAUUUAAUAUUAUGAGACACGAAAUCGUGUUGAACACUUAAAUAGCAGUCCAGUUCGUUUUGCCCAUGAGACAUAAGUGAUGUGCUAGUUUUGAUUGCAUAUUUAUUUGUUGCAAAGGAAUCGUGCUAUUUAAUUGAUCAAACACGUUUGGUCAAUUAUUUUAUUGACCAAACACGUUUGGUCAAUUAAAUUGGCACUCGGGUCGGAAUUUUUAUUUUCAUAUUUUCUUAAAAUGCUCUUAAAACUGUAUAGUAACUUGCUUUGAAGAUUUUUGUUCCCAUGCUUAGUUCUUGAGAUAUUAGAUCUUGUUUGUAACUAUGUGACGUCAAUGACCCAAUUACAUAUAUAAUGAGAUAUCAAUAAUUGUUGUAUAUCUUUCCUAUUUUUUAUCAAAUCUUUUCAAAGAUGCGGCGCGUUUCUUAAUUUAACCUACAUCAUAGAGGAAGCUGUUUUUUUAAACAAAUCCAUCAAAAACAUCAAAGAUACACAACAAUUACAGAUGUCUCAUUAUAUAUGUAAUUGAGUCAUUGACGUGACACGGUUACAAACAAAAUUAAUUAUCUCAAGAAUUAAGCAUGGGAACAAAAAUCUUCAAAACAAGUUACUAUACAGUUUUAAGAGCAUUUUAAGAAAAUAAGAAAAUAAAAAUUUUGACGCGAGUGCCACUUUAAACGGCCCAGUCUCACGGUCUCAUGCACACAGCUAGUUAUCUUUGAGAAUCAAAUACGUUUGGAAACUCAGUCUCGCGGUCUCAGCACACAUGUUGAAAUUAUCGAGUGGAAAUUUAUAUAUAUUUAUUAAACCUAAACUUUAGGUCCGUGUCAGGAAUCGAACGUGGGGCCUGCAAUUCCGGUGCAGCGUCCUAACCAACUGAGCUACAGAGGCCAGUUAAAUUAAGGUUAAAAAAAAAAUUCCGGACAAAUACCUGUAAAAACACGGGUAAAACACAUUUUUUAAAAUUACACCUUUUGUGGCCUCCCUUUUGCAAAUUUGGGUGGCCCCUUUAACUGGGGGCCUGGGGCAAAUUGGCCCCUUUGCCCGCUGCACCGGAAUCGCAGGUUCGAUUCCUAGCAGGGACAACAAAAUCUUGAUAUUCAGCACAUAUAUGAAACGACGAAACAAUAGAGUCAAAAUUUAUUUUUUCAAAUUCAAAUCAAGUCUCUCGUUGAUGUAUCAACAUCUUGUUGGCAUUUCACUCGAUUGAAUAAUAUACUAUAUAGUUGAAUAAUGCAAUAGUUGAAAACCCUUCAACUCUCGUUUUUUUAUUUUUAUUUUACAGAUUUUCCAUUUAACACAAACUAUUACAUAAAAUUAGUUAGACAAUAGAUUACAUGGCUGGAAUUACCGCGCACAGAGAUUAGUUCUCCAAUAACAGGGUUGGUUGACCUAUGGCCUCGUUUUCAAGUGGUUUUUCCUUAAUGUUUAGUUCAUAAUAUAUAGUUAAGGAUAGACUUGUGAUUGGAGAAGAGAAAGAUAUUUGUCUACGGAACAUGAGAACAUAACCUUCAUGUGUAACAAAUAGGUGAACAUGGAAACGAGGCCAUUGGGACAAAAUGUAAUAAACAGUAAAAUCUAUUGCUACAAGAAAAGACAAACUUUUAUCCGUUCCUUGCAAGUUAAAUUGCUCUUUAAAUACAAGAUUCCAUAUUCUGGUAGGCCCAUACAGUGAUAUUAAUGAGAUUAUAUAUUAUAUAAAACAAAAUUAUGUGAACGAAUAUACCAUGCGCAUGUGUUUGACGACCUCUUUAAAGCAUGUUAAGCUAGCAGACGCCAUAAAGUGUUGAUAUUCCAUUUCAGUCCCUAUAAGAUAGCUGCUGUCUUUUUCAUUGAUGGACAUGUGCUGUGGGUUUAUAGUUUUGUUUUCUUGACGCAAAGUGAGAACGCGUAUAGCACCUUCCAUUGGUCCAAGGUCCAGAUCGAUAAAACACUUUUACGUAUCAAGCGGAAAGGGU